CUUUCUUUAAAUAACGAUUAACCAAGUAGAGGUUAAAAACCUAUAGGAAUUUCGUCCUGUCUAUUUACUGUCUCCUGGAAUGCGCAGCUGAAGUCCCGAAGCUGGCCCAGGUGGCCAGGGCAGGUCCUACCGUGGGGUCCUACUAAGGCGGAAGGGCGCUACCAGCAAUAGCAUAGCAUCUGAAGAUGUCCUACCUUCUCCCCCACUUGCACAGUGGCUAUGCUGUCGACCAGGCCAUCCUAGCUGAGGAGGACCGGGUGGUGAUUAUCCGCUUUGGACACGACUGGGAGGCCAACUGUAUGCAGAUGGACGAAGUGCUGGCAUCCGUCUCAGACCAGAUAAAGAACUUCGCGGUCAUCUUCUUGGUGGAUAUCACCGAAGUUCCCGACUUCAACACCAUGUAUGAGCUGUACGACCCUUGCACAAUAAUGUUCUUCUUCAGGAACAAGCACAUUAUGAUUGAUCUGGGGACGGGUAACAACAACAAAAUUAACUGGGCCAUGACGGAUAAGCAGGAGUUCAUUGAUAUCGUCGAGGUGGUGUACCGCGGGGCGCGGAAGGGGCGUGGUCUGGUGGUGUCUCCCAAGGACUAUUCCACGAAGUACCGGUACUAGGCGAGGGGAUCAUCCCCGGUGGCUUGUUCCAUUUGGGUCAUCAUUUCGUACCGCUGUCUAUUGGAAGGAGGGAAGGGGAGCAGGGAUUGUGUUUGUUGCUGAGCGCAGGUGGGAAUUGCAGCGGGGUGAGUGUGGUUGGUACGGUGGUCCUUGGUGCUGGAAUGUUUCCUUUCGCGCUCUGGUAACACUACGAACUAUCUGGUUGUGUUGCAUCUACGUAGGACUAUUUGUCCGGACAAAGGUUGCGGCUCCUGUUAACGGUCAGUAGAAAGGGGUUCUUAAUGCGGCUGCACGGGCUGUCCCCGGCUGUGUCUUUAGCGGGUGUCAUUCAUGGUGCAUAUGACCUGCAAGCAGUUGUUAGAUAGCGAAGUAGCAGGGUAGCACCCGUUCGCUUGGUAAGUUCUGGACCCGUGGGCCGUGCUAUCUCCACCUCGCGGUUUGCGUUAAUAUGACAGAACCAGCAUUCGCGUGGAAAAUGCGUGACCGUGGCCUCUGUAAAUGCUAUCACUGAAACUUAGCUAGUGCGGUUGACGUCAGCGACAGGCACGGGUACGCUGCGCAAAGUCUACCCUAAUGAACGCGCUUGAAGCUUCAUUGUUUACAUGUCCUUGUCAUCAUUCUCUUCAGCAACGUUUGCGGCGUAUAGUGGACCGGGGCGUUAACUUGCUUUGCGUAGAAGCAGAGUUCUAUCCCUCUUCGUUUCUCUGUAAAUCUCUAUAUGGCAUCCUUUUAUAACCUGAUACGUGCUUAGAAGGGGACAUGUACUCCAACCGGCUAUACGGGCAUUCUCAUGGGUUGUUCAUGGGCCCUCCAUCCAUCAACUCAGACAUUUCGCAAGAAAGACGGUAAACAGCGAACUGUGAACAAUAGAGGUAGCUUUUAAAACAUAGGCACAGUCCUCUGUGAAGGUUGCUUGCACGCGUGAUCUUCCCUGCGUUUUUGGUCCUGCGGUUGCUAAACUUCGUGCGUAGCGUGAGCUGCCAUCCUUAGUUCAGUAGUCGUCUCAGCCGGAGGCUUCGCAGCCAAGCAGGCGGAGCAGCUGCAGGCGGAGAGGCCGCUGCCACGGAAACAGGAGGAGAUGGUGGCGGGCCAGUAGGGCGUGAGCGGAGUAACGCGAAAGCACGCCAAGCAGCAUGUCCAGCAUGGCGUCUUCCUCGGCCUCCUCGGAAUGGCAGUUCUUACAAUGCUUUGGAGAGCGGACACCGGGCGAGGACAUUCAGGAGGCCGACAUCAUCUCAGCCGUCGAGUUCGACUACGAUGGCCUGCACCUUGCCACGGGAGACCGAGGUGGCAGGGUUGUGCUUUUCGAAAGGGUCAACCCGCAUGUGAGGACGGUGGGCAUGGACGCUCGGGCACCUCCACCCUUGCCGCGUGGGGCAUCGUUUGAGUACCGUUACAUGACGGAGUUCCAGUCGCACGAGCCUGAGUUCGACUACCUGAAAUCGCUGGAAAUUGAGGAGAAAAUCAACAAAGUUAGGUGGUGCCGCAGCUCUAACAACACCCGGAUGCUGCUGUCUACCAACGACAAGACCGUGAAGCUAUGGAAGGUCUACGAGAAGAAGGUUUCCUGCCUGUCGAAUUUUAACUUGGAGGGCAGGAACAAUGCAACGGCUGGAUCGCCUCGGCCAAACGCUCUCGCGAACAGCCCUGUGUCGCUGCGCUUAUCUCAGCCACUUCGGCUGCCACGGGUAACCAGCACGGAGGUCCUCUUAGCGGCUCGCUGCAAGCGGGUGUUCGCUAACGCGCACACAUACCACAUCAACUCGAUCUCAGUGAACAGCGACCAGCAGACGUUCUUGUCAGCGGACGACUUGAGAAUAAACCUUUGGAACCUUGAGAUUACGGAGCAGAGCUUCAACAUUGUGGACAUUAAGCCGGCGAACAUGGAGGACCUUACGGAGGUGAUCACGUCGGCGGAGUUCCACCCCCAGCACUGCAACGUAUUUGCAUAUAGCAGCUCGAAGGGCUGCAUUCGGUUGGCGGACAUGCGCAAUGCUGCGCUUUGCGACCGCCACACUAAAGCGUUCGAGGAGCAGGAGUCCCAGGCCAACAAGUCUUUCUUCUCGGAGAUUAUUGCAAGCAUCUCGGACAUCACGUUCAGCCGGGAUGGGAGGUAUAUCCUCAGCAGGGACUACAUGACGCUAAAGCUGUGGGACCUAGCGAAGGAGAACGCUCCCGUGGCCACGUACAACGUGCACGAGCACCUGCGCGCGCGGUUGUGUGACCUGUACGAGAACGACUCCAUUUUCGACAAGUUCGACUGCUGCAUGAGUGGGCGCGGGGACGCGAUUGCUACGGGCUCGUACAACAACCUCUUCCGCGUGUUUGGCGCCUGGAACGGCACGGACCUUACGCUGGAGGCAUCGCGGGAUCCCAUGCGGAAGCGCCUCCAAGCGCCCGCUAAGACGAACCGCUUUGCCAUCCGCAACAAGAACGGGCCAAGCAAGGGGGGCCGCGCUGCGGAGCAGUCUGAGUCGGGAACGGACUACGCCUCGAAGCUGCUGCAUCUUGCAUGGCACCCGGAGGCGAACGUUGUGGCCGCGGCGGCCUCGAACUCGCUCUACAUGUACUGCGCUUAGUCCAGCAUUGCGUGCUGGUGCGCCGUCACGGAACAAUGCAUGGUGCACCUUCGGAGCUGAGACUUCAAUAUGCGGGAUGGCGGAGCUGCACAGGCCGUUGCGAUGUCGCUGCGCUGACGCCCAUAUCGUUGCAACAGUAGCAGCGGGGCGUGAGGGGGAGGACGGUGCCAGCCCGUCGGUCCCCGGUGUACAUACCUGGCGCAUGCGUCGUUUACCACAUGCGCAUUGGGCUUUCACCGCACGCUGGCGCUAGACAGGAGGGGUAUGGGUGCGCGUUUUGGCGGGCGUUUGCCGGCCUGUUGCCAGCGCAUGCAAAUGGGCAUUCGUGCCCUUAGGAUUACGUGUGCAUGGUUAGGUUCACGUGUAUGGGGCUUUUAGAGCGUGUAGCGCGCAUGUCGGCUCGUCUUCGGCUUGGCGUCGCUGUUGGGCUUUUAGAGCGAGCGUGUGUUGUGGACUGUUAUCCGGUUAGAACAGACGGGCUUCUGGUGUAUCUUUGCAGCGUUGGCUUGUGUUCAGAUUAUUAUGGUGGCGAAGCGCAGCGCUAUGUGCAUCUCUCGUGGAUAGGCGUACAUGAAAGUCGAUAAAAACAUCAUGGGAAGUGCGGUGCUUGCGGCAAAUCAUAUACCCACUCCUCGCGUGGCGGCAGCCCUGAAAAACAAGGACUGCCUGGUUUGCGUGCGACGGGGACUCGCAUCACCUUUGGGCCAUACAGCCCCAACUCUGAUGAACACAAAACGGUAUAGGGUUUCAUUUGUAAGGUCACGGUCUGUUUAUGCCUCCCAGGACGCUGCACCGGAGGUGGUGGGAGCAUGCGUGCAAAGGGACACUAGUGCCAUUGGUUCAGGACUAACUGUAAGUCUGUAACCCUUGCUUGGCAUGUCCGUUGAAGCUGGAGCAAUUGAGUGUUGCGUUACCCGGUGUUGAGAUGAUGACCGGUCAGUGGCCGCUCAGGGUUGCAUGGAUACGGUGGUGGUUAGGCUAAUACGUCAUAAGGGCCAACAACAGGCCAUCUGGCAAUUGUGCAAAGAUCCCAACACUUUCCGACCAAGCAGCCCAAGUGUACGGGAGUAGGCUGCAGACCUGGCAAUUUGUGCUACACACUUUCCGGGGCCUAGGCCCACGUCCCUUUGCUACACCCCGGGGCCCAGGCCUGCAAACCCACAGUCCAAUGGCGAGUUGCGCUCACCUGCAUACCUACCUGUACUGCAAUCAUUCAAACCCAUGACGCCUAUCGUACCUAUCAGCAAUCCUUCAGGCAAAAGCUUUAUUUUGGCAUGAAGAUUGCCCUCAACCUUGGCAAACUGGCAUCGCCGCAAGACAAAAUGGCUGGUGAAGUUGAAGUUCGGGCUUUCGCCCUCAUGAUCACUGCGAGAGUCGCUUACGUUGCCUACUUGAUAUGGCUAUUUGCGCCCGAGCCUUUCCUCCACAGCUUGGGGAUCACCUACUACCCCACAAAGUACUGGGCGCUUGCGGCCCCCGCCUGGCUGACAUUGGCUGUCGUGUGGGGAUUCUGGCUCUACGAAGGGCUAAACAUGGCGACUGUGCCUCACCUGACUGACCGACGGCAGCUUGAAGAUUCCAAGAAUAAGACACCGGAACAAGUCGGACUGCGGGGCUAUGAACACCCCACCGUUCAUUCAGUCCCACCCCUUUGCCACAUUCCUCCUGAUAUUGUCAGCCGGGCUCUGUUUGCACACAGUAAUGACGACGACUAGGACUGCGUCGACAAUCCAACGCAGCCCAAUAGCAAGCACGCCUGGUAAGCACAUCACUUAU
This is a messenger RNA of Astrephomene gubernaculifera, 4969 nucleotides long. The record is from the annotation of a GenBank genome assembly. Lineage: Eukaryota; Viridiplantae; Chlorophyta; Chlorophyceae; Chlamydomonadales; Astrephomenaceae.